Messenger RNA from Cynoglossus semilaevis (tongue sole), 1426 nucleotides. RefSeq names its product purine nucleoside phosphorylase 5a (gene pnp5a). Gene Ontology annotation, cellular component: cytoplasm. The transcript is spliced from 6 exons. The record is from RefSeq and is a predicted model, not a curated record. Gene Ontology annotation, molecular function: purine-nucleoside phosphorylase activity. NCBI's taxonomy places the organism in Eukaryota, Metazoa, Chordata, Actinopteri, Pleuronectiformes, Cynoglossidae. Gene Ontology annotation, biological process: nucleoside metabolic process. The coding region runs from base 169 to 1050 and encodes 293 amino acids.
AAACCAGAAACCAACUUUUUUUUUAAAAAAAAAAAAAUUUAAACCAAACUUUUUUUUAAAUUACUUUACUUACAUUUUUUCAUUUGACAAAGAUUUUUGGAACCUUACUAUUAAGUUUUAAGUUUUAAAUCUUUUUCUUUUCUAAACCUAUUUUCCUUGUCGUCCAUCAUGUUUUCAGAGACAAACAAAGGCUACACUUAUGAGGAAUGCAAGGCCACAGCCGAUUGGCUGAUGGCCCAAACGGACAUACGACCCAGAAUCGGCAUCGUGUGCGGCUCGGGGCUCGGAGGGCUGGCUAACCUGUUGAAGGACCAGGUGGUCUUCAACUACAGGGACAUACCCAACUUCCCCCAGAGCACCGUGCAUGGUCAUGCAGGACGGCUGGUGUUCGGCACACUGAAGGGUCGGCCGUGUGUUUGCAUGCAGGGGCGAUUCCACCUGUACGAGGGGUAUCCAAUACAGAAGAUCACGCUGCCUAUUCGAAUCUUUAAGCUGCUCGGCGUCGACACAGUGAUUCUGACCAACGCCGCCGGUGGCUUGAAUCAGGACUUCAAAGUUGGAGACAUCAUGAUCAUGAAAGACCACAUCAACAUGCCCGGGUUCGCUGGCAACAACCCUCUGUCUGGACCCAACGAUGAGAGGUUCGGCACCCGCUUCCCCUGCAUGUCUGACGCUUACGACAGAGAGCUGCAGCAGCUGGCCAUGGAGGUCGGACAGGAACUGGGCUAUGGAGACUUUCUUCGCGAGGGUGUCUACUGCGUCCUGAGUGGACCCUCAUUCGAGACCAUUGCAGAGUGUCGUAUGCUGCACCGACUGGGCGCUGAUGCUGUUGGCAUGAGCACGGUGCAUGAGGUGAUCGUAGCCCGCCACUGCGGCAUGCGUGUCUUUGCCCUCUCGCUAAUCACCAACCAGGCUGUGAUGGACUACGACAGCGAGGAGAAGGCCAACCACGAGGAGGUCCUUCAGACAGGUAAACAGCGGUCCGAGCAGUUGGAGCGGCUGGUUUCCACCUUGGUGACAAGGAUCGAGCACAACAACAUCUACGCCUAAGACGCCUCAGACGCCUCAGACGCCUCAGACGUACACUAUAAAGAGACUUGUAUCCACUUUUGAUGUCACUGGUUCAGUUGGGCUGCAGACCAAGCUGCACCAGCAUCCCCAGGAGAAUCUGACUCAAACAUCAACUUGGUGACCAGGCCACCAUCCAACAUGUUUCCAGAUGAGGAGGUUUUUGUACUAUUUUAAAUGAGACACGUCCUCUUGUUCUAACUAAAUAUCCAAUCAGUUUGUGUAAAUGUUCCUGAUUUAACUUAACCGUGAGCCAAAAUCUGCUGUAAAGUUCCCUAAAAUUAAGUUGUGUAUGUGUGGCGUUUUGCUCGCCUUGUUUUUUAAGCUAAAACCUUGUUACUAAAUAAAUUAUUUAUUA